GCUGCACUUGUGAAAUAAGAGAAGGAGACAGUGAGACAUAACGUUCUUCAAGCGGUGGAGGUAUUCAGUGUCUACAAGAUGUAGCAACCCCCUACCCAAAAAAGAGCAAGAGAAUUGCUGUAGGAAGAAAAAAAACUAGGAUUUCCAACAGUGGAUUUUAUGUUUUGGUGCUUGUAGCAGAGGUCAAAGAAGGAGCAAUUUGUGGUGGCAGUUUUACAGUGGACAUCUAAACCAUUUGCUAUCGAUUCAAGCACAGUGCAUUUGGACAGAGCACAUAUUCCAUGACAGAUAGCAUAGCAUACAUGACUUAGGUACACCAAAAGACAAGAUGUACAGAGAGCUAGACAAGAAGUAGUAGGGUGUCAGAACACUAAGGGAGAUUGCAGGCAGCUCCUUUUGCAAUAUAUUUUGCUCAAGUCAAACUUUGUCCUGAUUCUUGAACAAAGAAGUUGAGAGCUAUGGAUUCACAAUUCUCAUCUACACUGGCAGUGAACGCAUUAACUGGAUUACUGACUGGAAUCAUACAUCACUUACUGCAGCUGAGCACAGAGAAGAGGAAGACUCCCACCCACAUCCUUCAUUCUGUUAAAAGAAAUCAGCAGUGCAGAUUAAUUCGAGCUUGUGUCGGGUGGCUCCUUGUACAAAGGCUGCCUAGAAAAAAGAAACACAGUGCCAUUUAAUGAGCUGUAAGAUUAGGCCCUGCUGUUAGCACUCCAUGCUUAAGAUUCAUCUCUCACUGUUUGUGCUUAAUGUAUAUGUUUCUGCACAGUUCGUUUGGGAAAGCCCAGAUUAGAACCCAAAACGGCUGCCGAAGAAGGGCCAUCAAACAUGCCUACAGAAACAUUACAGACAGAUAGCAUGGCUAAGUCUGCCAGCCCUGCAGUUGCAUUUACUUCAGCUGUUCCUCUUCGUAUUUUGAACAAAGGACCUGAUUAUUUUCGACGGCAGGCAGAACCUAACCCUAAAAGGCUGAGUGCUGUGGAGAGGUUAGAAGCUGAUAAAGCAAAAUAUGUUAAGAGCCAAGAAGUAAUAAAUGCCAAACAAGAGCCUGUGAAGCCAGCAGUCCUAGCAAAGCCACCUGUGUGUCCCACAACUAAACGACAGUUAGCUAGUCCUGCCUUGAAGGUGUUUAAUAACAACACAAAAAGUGAUGGUAGUGUAAAAAGAGAAACUUUAAAACUUGAAAUGCUAAUAAAUAUUCUUAAUAGUUCAGAGGGCUCUUCUUCAGUCUCGGGCAACAAGCACAUUGCACAGAACUGGCCCCCACACAGGUCUGACUCAACAGAACUUAACCGCCACUCAUUUGCAGAAUCUUUGAAGGUGUACUCUAGCCAGGGUAGCAGCAGCCCCCAGGGAGGCAAUUUGAAUGACAACAAGAAGGCAUUGGAUGAACAAUCAAGUGAACACUACUUUCAUAGAUCAGGUCCGCCUAUUCCACCAAAACCCAACUUUUCUGCUUGUACUACCCUCAGAACACCUGAUAAUGACACAGUAGAGUCAGGUAGUGGAGUUAUUCGUCGACCAUCACUGCAAAGGUCUAAGUCUGACCUGAGUGACAGAUACUUUCGAGUAGAUGCAGAUGUUGAGCGUUUCUUCAAUUAUUGUGGACUAGAUCCUGAAGAGUUGGAAAAUCUUGGGAUGGAAAGUUUCUCCAAAGCCAGUUCUGAUAUAAUUUCUCUCAACUUUCGCAGUGCAAGUAUGAUUAGUUCAGAUUGUGAACAAUCUCAGGAUAGCAACAGUGACUUAAGAAAUGAUGAAAGUGCUAGUGACCGGGUACCAUACGGGAUCUCCGCAAUUGAAAGGAAUGCUAGAAUUAUCAAAUGGCUUUACAGCAUCAAACAGGCGAGAGAGUCACAGAAAGUAUCACAUGUUUAAGGAAAGACAGUAUUCUGUUUCUAAACCUUGAGCUGCAAAGGGUUUUGAAAUCCUCUUGAAGUUUUGUGUGCUUCUCAGUUUGCUUUGCUUCACUUGUGCAAUUUUGUCCCUCAGCUGCAUGCUUGUCAACAUGUAAUCUGACUUGGUCUCUAACUUGAAUUACAGUCAAUCAGCCUGCUUAAGCUUAUACUUCUGAUGUAAAAGUAAAGACCAAAGGUAUUUAAUACUUCAUUGCUGUCAGACAAUGUUUUUUAUGCAUUUUCCUAUUCUUUUUGUUUGUAGUAGCUGAAAGCUUGGCACUUAAGAACAAAGAUGAAUGUAACUCUGUGUCCAUUUUUAGACUUCAUUAACAAUUAUGUUAUGCUUUUUUUAUCACCUUUCUGCUAGGGCAGAGAGAAAAGGUUUUAUCACUGAGUGGUGGGGUUUCCUAGAAUUCACAAUUUCACUCUAGUUCCUGGACAUAUUAAGUGUUCUGGGGAAAGGUUAAUUCAGUUCCUUGGAUGAAGACUUUAAAUGCAGUCUGUUUGCAAUGAAGCCUUUACACAUCUGAAGUGUAAGUUUUUAGUAUGUUAGCAGGGUCUCUGUGUAUUUUCAAACUGAAAGUAGUAUAAUGCCUUUGCAGGGAGCCAUCACUUGACAGUAUUCGGAAACUGUGACAUAUGUUUGAGCUGGGACAGCAGUCACUGGCAUUUGUCAGCUGAUUUGCAACAAAUCAAAGCAAAGCAUCUCUGAUCGGACUUUUUAAGGCCAAGUAAGAUUUUCAAUGAAAGUUAAGCUUGCAGCAUUUAUUGUUUUUUUUUUUUUUUAAUGAGAUUUUGUUACAGUAAUAAAGGACUCUAUCUAUGGCAUAUUUCAGCUUUUUUGAUCAUAUCUUUAAGGACAAGGUCAUUUCUUCCACCGUAAAGGAGUACUAACUUUAAAAUAUGUGUUGUGCAGUGUGUUUUAUGUGUAUAUUCCUAAUGUGUCUAUUUGUUUAGCAGUAAUAUUUUUUCCUCAGGCUUUGAUGUCCGUCUUGCACCAGCUGUGGAUUAUGUUGAUAUUGUUUAUUGUGUGUUAUGUUGCAGUUCCCUGAACUUCUUUUGACAUGUUGUAUAUCUAGGCCAUAUGUUUCAGUGAAGGAUGUUUUACAACAGAAAUGUCUGCUCUUGGAAUCCUGAUAUUGCUUUGGUUAAAAAGUAAUGUGAUAUUUUUAUUUAUAUUUAGGAAAACACAAAAAUCUGGUCAGUAGAAGCAUUUUAAGUUUUUUUUCAUUUAAAAAUAAAAAGAUAGCUAUAAAAGACAUGUAAACUGUGACAUUUGAGAACUUCUGUACGUAGCAGGUACUGUUUUCUUAGAGUAAAAUCAAAUUAAUUAUUUUUCAGUUCUUCAUUAAGCUGUGAACAUUAUGUUCAUUGAUGUUCACAAUAUAAUACGCUAUUUGCUCCUACCAGAACUUUUCUUAUGCAGAAUUACCUUUAGACCAGUACUUCAUGAGCCUCUGGUUCUGGUUUAUCACCAUCACACAAGUUAGGAGGUGCAGUAUUAAAAAAUUAAGAAAGUGCGAGAGAAAGAAGUGCAGACACAGGUAUCAAGUUAGUUGUUGCUAACAUAUUUAUAAUGAGAACUCCUAGCAAUCAAAGGAAGCACCCCAAUGUUGUCUGCACACACCUUCCUGUUCACACAUGUAUGGUUUGCACAGCACAUAUUUUUGUACACCAUUCUAUGUAUGGUACUGCUUUAAGGUUAUUGUUAAAUGUUCAUUUUAUGGAUGCUCAUAAUUUCUCAAUACUUCAGAAGUAGUACAAGCUGAAAGUCUGUCUCUCAUUUAAAGGCUGUUGUCUGUCCAGUGCUUAACUGUUUUGUUAAUUUACCAAGCACCUUGACAGUAGAAGGCAUAAACUGUUAUAUUACUACUUGUGUACAGGAGUUUUGGUGAAAAAGUAAGAAAAACAUUGUUAUCAUAUUCCCUGUGGAUGCCUUAUUAGUCAUAAUAAACUAAUUUCACAUAAUUCUAAGCCGGGUUUGGCAUGGAUUUUCUCUUUAAAUAAAACAUGGGAAAACACUUGUUUAGCAGUGCAUCACCUACACUUUUUACAAUGUUAAAUCUGAUACAAUUUCUACCCACCAUAUUGGUGUCCCCACAUAACUAUCUGUUAAACAUUUGUUAAAAGAAAGACUUUAUAAACUCAUUUGGUUUAAAUGGUUGACGUUUUUAUGAGUGGUUGAAUAUUAAUUUGACAUUUUUAAAUAUUGAAAAAAAUGUAGUGCCAUUGAGCCAAGGGGGGGUUAAGUGAAAGUUUGGCAAAGAUUAUACUUUAGCUAUAUCCUGCAUCUUGAAAUAUGGAAGAGAAGGUAGAAAUUGUGAAAUAAUGGUAUGUAUUAAUAAACAGACAGGAAACAUAUUUUCAGCUGCAGUUGAUGGGAAAAUAUAAAAUGUGCACUUUUAAGUGUAAUCUGAUAAAAUCUAGUUAGUUUUAGAGUGUCCUUUUAAGGAUGAAUGUUUAAAUUGGGCUUGUCCAACAUUCUUGCACAGAGGACUGGAUUUAUUAUUGCUUGAUUUCCUGGGGGGUGUGAAAACAAAAAAAAAACUUUCUAUUUUUGGGUUUCUAGGGCUCACAAUGAUUAAAAAAAUCAUUGAAGCAUAAACUCUGCAGAGACUACUCCUAGGGAUUUCAUUGCAUCCUGAUUGUGGGUUACAUGGCAGCAUAUGCAACACACUGCAUUUGUCAGGCUACAUGGCAGCAUAUGCAACACACUGUAUUUGUCAGGCCUCACUCUAUGUGCAGUAAAAUAAAUGUCACCCUGCCUGCUGAAAUAAUUAUGUAUUUUGCACUUCUAAUCUAACCACACUUAAGAUAGACAUAUUCUGGAUAUAGACUGCAUUUUUCAAUCCUAAGCAGAUGUUGUAAAUUUAGACAUAGUGGACACAAGAGUAUACACACAUUCGAAUGGCCAUGCAAGGCUUUUGGAAGAGACUUUCCAUACUGGGCUCUGUCUCUGAAAUAGUUUGAGGUCUGCUAAUCAUAGUUAUAUUGUGCUUUUAGGUGCAGAGGUAAUAAAACACACAGAUGCAUAUUUAUUUCUGAAUAUCCAAUCGUUUUCCCUUUAUGAUUUUCUUUCAGUAAUAACAUUUCAUAUGCUGGAAAACAUCAGUUUCUGGGACAAAGAAAUACUGGUUUAGUUCUUAUGUUAUAUAUACAAAAUAUAUAUUUUAAUUGAUGAAUAACAUAUUCCCACACUGUGUGAAAAAGUGAAAAUGCGUAUGUCUUUUGUAAAAUGACUCUAAAGACUUUUGCACAGUGGAGGCUGUGAAAUUAUAAGACACAAGCUAGCAAAUGCUAUUUCAUUAGGAAAAAUAAAAGACAUAAUGACUACAUAAAGGUAUUUUAACUUGUUACUCUCAGACACAUACACUGCCUCCAGGCCAUAUCAAUGAUCAUUCAGUACCGGUGUGUAAAUGUCCUGUGUUAUCACAGAUAAUAUGCUUCCUCAACCAUAACCAAAAACCUGUCCACCUUCUAUAUUUCUGAGGUUUGACUGUGAAGAAGUAAAAUAAAUAAUGACCACAUAUACUGCCCCCCCCCCUGACAAGCCAUGUCACUAUAUCAAGAAUCAUUUAACAGUUAGCAUGUAAUUGUUCUGUUCUUUCACGUGCAACCCUUCUCUGUACUCUCUAACAGGAUAGCCUUCUUUUGUGUACCUCGCUGAUCUAAGCUUUUAUGAAAGAAAAAAAAAUUGCCACAGUAAUGUUUCAACUCAGUUUUGUUAUGUAAGCACUUGUAACUGUCCUGUGCUUUUACCGACAGAGUGCCCCUCAUCCCUUCAUCACUCACAGACUGCCCCCCAAACAGAUACUUCUGGUGAUUACCUCUCAUGUCUAAUCAUGAGGAAGCUCAAAAGUAAUGGCCACAUUAAUUUCAUUCAGCUUGCUGCUACAAUUGCCACAACCACUACAAUAAACACCAUAAUACACUUAAAAAACAUGAAUAAAAAUGCUGCAGGUGGCAGUGUAUACUCUUACCACUGUCCACAGAUGAUGUCUAGUAAACUGUUAAGAAUUAAAAAAAUACAUGCAAAGAGCAUCUACAGCAACCCAAUCAUAGUGUUCUCUUUAAUUUACAAGUCCCAGCACCAGAACCUAAAGUCUUCACUGAGUUUUAACUCACUGCCUGUACUAAUUGCCUUCUAGGCUUCUACAAUAUCAUUUGUGUUUUCUUCUUGGUAUUGGGAAUUUUGAGAUGCUGUGUCUUAUAAUACCUAGUUCUGAGACAAAGGCACAAAAGUUACUCUCCAGCUUGGCAGAGCUCAGUGGGUUAUGGAGAACCCUCUGGCAGGUCAGUUUCUGUCUUGCAAGCAGCAAUGUUGGACAAGCCUGUUCUUAAUCAUUUUGUCACAAAAAAUGUAAAUUCUAUAUGUAAUACUGAAUUGCCUUUACUGGUCAGUGAACUGAUGUGUCUUUAGUCCUGUAACAACCUUUCAUAGAUGUGUCAAGUCAUUUUUGCCAGCAAAAAUGGAAAUGCAGAGCCAUAUCAUUAUAAAGUAUGUAUUCAUAAGUCAUUAGUUAAAUUAUCAGAGAUGCUGUAGCUAUAUUGUCCUGCUUAUGUUGCAUCUUAGGUUGUGGAGUUUGUUGCAGCCAUAGAACAAUGUAGAAUCAGAACAGAUAGCUGUCGUCAUGAAGCUAGUAACUGUCGCACAGCAACAUGGUACAUAUCUCCAACUGUUGACAAUCCGUCUUCCUAAUGGUUUAAUCAGCUUCCAUUAUAGCCGAGAACAGUGGAGGCUUUAAUGGAGCAUUGAAAGUGCAAUGGCUGGCCUCAUUGUAUUGUAUGUUUUAUUCAUGCUUGGAAUAUAUUGCAGCACUGCCUUACCUUUCAUCAGCUAAUAGGAAACUAGUUUUUUAUUGUAUAAAUGCUGUAAGCAAUUGUAUAUACUUCAGUUGUUACCAAAUCUUCAAAGUCUGUUACACAAAUAAAUAGCUCUUGAAGCAGCUUUUGUUUUA
This is a messenger RNA of Protopterus annectens (West African lungfish), 6853 nucleotides long. It is a transcript of the gene FAM110B, whose product is annotated as family with sequence similarity 110 member B. The transcript has 5 exons. The coding region runs from base 829 to 1875 and encodes 348 amino acids. The record is from RefSeq and is a predicted model, not a curated record. NCBI's taxonomy places the organism in Eukaryota, Metazoa, Chordata, Ceratodontiformes, Protopteridae.